Molecule: messenger RNA, 853 nt
Organism: Physella acuta
Lineage: Eukaryota; Metazoa; Mollusca; Gastropoda; Physidae
Source: RefSeq, a predicted model, not a curated record
AUGAUCACACUUAAUCCUAACCCGGGCCGGCCCGUCAUUUGGGAUUUCCAGAGCUACCUGAGUGUGCUGUCGGCCUUGUAUGUUGGAGGAUUUCAGAGGGUGUUCGUCCAUGGUGACACCCGACCCUCGGGACAUUGGUGGGACAGGCUGCAAGGAGAAAAUCUGACUUUUGUACACGUAGAAACCACUGAGACAGUCUACCAACAAGCCGUCAAUGUCCUCGCUCACAAAGCGGAUGUCCUUCGUAUACUGAUCCUUCAUAAAUACGGGGGUGUCUACAACGAUCAUGACGUCAUUUGGGUCAAGCCCAUCUCUGAAGAACUCAGACGAUACCCUGCCACCAUGUGCCUAGAUUGGCCAAAACUGGAAGAGUGGCCCCGAACUGGCAGCAUCGGCAUGUUGGUGGCCAAACCUAAAGUCCCAUUCUUAAGCAAAAUUUUGGACUCGUUCUGGUUAUACAGAGACAAAAUCUGGGAGUUCAAUGGAGUGGCCGUGCCUUAUAAAAUCUACGAGAGAAAUCCUGAAACUGUUCAUAUAGAUAAAAAACUGCAGGUGGUUUGUUUUCAAGAGAUCUGCCAUCCUAUCUGGCAAGACGACUAUCUAAGGGACUAUAGAGACACAAAUAAGACCAAAGACUUCGAUCUAUUGGAAGCUAACGCAUUCCAUUUUAUUCACCUCAACUCCGGCCCAAUAUACACCUCAUUUGCAGCAAUCAAAAACAACCGAAAUAUUGCGGCCAUUUUGGGACAACGUGUUGUUCAGGCUGUAGAAAAAUCUGGCAAGUUUCACUUGCUUGACGAAAGGUGAGAGAAACAGCGAGUGUCAGCCUUAGACCAGCUAUCAUCAUACAGAA